CACCGAUCCACGGAAAGAGCCGAAGAUGUAAGCUCAGUCAUGUGAUCAGCUGUGUCCAAUCACAGCUGAUCACCGGUAAUUGGCAUUCCUCAGAGGGGACAUGUACACAGAUCAUCAGAGCACUGAUGAUCAGUGUGCCUUGAUGAUCUGUGUAGCCCCAGCAGCGCCACCUGUCAGUGUCCAUCAGGGCCAGCUCUCAGUGCUCAUCCAUGUCACCUGCCAGUGCCCAUCAGUGCCAUAUUUCAGUGCCAAUCAGUGCCACAUCAAUGCCACAUAUCAGUGCCCAUCUGAGCUGCCUUUCAGUGUCACCCAUCAGUGCCAGUCAGUGCCACCUAUCAAUGCCAGUCAGUGCCACCUAUCAGUGCCAGUCAGUGCCGCCUAUCAGUGUGCAUCAGUG
Staurois parvus is the source of this 397-nucleotide messenger RNA. The record is from the annotation of a GenBank genome assembly. NCBI's taxonomy places the organism in Eukaryota, Metazoa, Chordata, Amphibia, Anura, Ranidae.